AUGGAGGGCAGGGUGUGGACUGGGUGUCUUUUUGUCAUUCUGACAUUGGGAUGGACCAGAGCUCAGACUCAGACCAACUUCACCAGGUAAGCAGCAUGUGAGUCACUACAGAGGUUAUGAUGGAUGAUUUAAAAGGCAGCCUCUGUGCUUUUUAUGCAUUCGCCUGCUUACGGAAUCCUGCAAGUGCACAUGUGGCAUGUUGUUUUCAAGGCUGCAUGUGUCUGUAAAACGAGUGUGUGCUUGUUAUUUCCUCUCCUGGUUGCAGUAUAAUGAUUACAGUAGAAUUAGAAGGCUGUAGAGUUUGCAGGAAGAUGUGGUUUUCAUCCCAUAAACACACAAAAUGACAGUAUGCAGUUAUUGAUGCACUGAUUAAACUGGGCACAUGGACUGGAGCUGGUCCUCACGUGAUGGACUCAACUUAUUUUAACUUUUAAACAUUUUUAUUUGAAAUAUCCUUCAAGCAAUUGAAGUUUUGUCAUAUCAAAAAGAAUCCAAUGUUUCUUCUUUAAAGCUCCUGUCAGCAACUUCUAUAUUCUUGCAUCGCUGAUUUUGCCUUGUAUGUUAAUGAAUAUUCUGUUUUUGAUUUUUUUUCCUGAUGGCUGUUCAUAAAGAAGCCUCUGUGUUAAUUUAGUCUUGUUUCCUAACUAGCUAGAAAAAAAAAAUCCACAGGAGCUUUAAUUUUUUUGUUUAUUGGUUUACUUGCAGUAUCGCAGCAUUUUAACAGAUUUCCCAGCCAGGUGGUUGUAUUGUGGCUGCAACAUUUUAUUUUUCUCUCCUUUUUCUUUUAUUUAUUUAUUUAUUUGUUUAUUUAUUUACUUUUUGUCAUCAACCAUGUUUGUCCUUCAUUGAUACAGUUUGUUAAAUUCAUUAACAUUGCUGCUGUUUUUCAUUUAACUUUAAUUACGUUAAGAAAAUUUUUUAAAAAAUGGGAAAAACAGAAAUUUUCCUUUUGGGAUUUUCCUUUUUUUAAUCUUUUAUUUUAUUAAAUAUGAACUCAUAUUUAACAGUUGUUUUCAGAAAAACAAACAAACAAACAAAAAAAAAAAUCAAAGGAAAAAAAUUUUCCCAAACUAUUUUUUAAUUAAUCCACCAUUUUUAUCUGAACCCCCCCCCCCCCCCCAAAAAAAAAAAAAGUAGGCAAAAUAUCAUUUCUGGCUCUACUUUUUUCACCUUUUUUUAUUCCCUAUUUGUUAAAUUUUUUUUUUUAUUUUACAGCUGUUUAAAUUUUCUAAAAAAAAAGAUAAAAUAAAAUAAAGAAAUUGUUACAUUUGAAAAAGGGGAAAAGUUUCCCUCUCUUAAAGUUCAGAUUUUCAUAUUUUCGUAUUUCCUUGUGGCUGUUGAUCCUGCAUGAGCGCUGCGAGAGCUUCUUGCACAUCCAGAAAGUAAACCGAACAUGAGAGACAAACAAAUGCCUGUGGGCCGCUCAACCCCAGAAGGUCAGAAGGGAGGGACUGCACCACCGCUGGGAUUUUUCUUUUUUGGCCAAAUGUGGCCUCACGGCACCACAGCAGACAACCGGCACAUGCCUGAAAAUGCAAAACAAAACAAUAUACAGGAGUUUUUUCUCAGGGACAGACCUCACCAUGAGAGAGAUGAUUCCUUUUGACUUUUUACUGCCCAAAAAAAACAAAAAUAGACUCCUUUCCUAACACAUGCCAGAGCAGCCAAGGUCUGAAUUAACAAGCUGCAAUUAAAAGUUGAGGCUGGCCCCUCUUUUGAUCUGUGUUUAUCUGAGUGGGUAUGAGUGGGUGUGAGUCACCAAACACCAUGUGUGAGUUUGAAAAUGCUCGUUUGCUGAAGUAAAGUACGUGUUAGGUCCACAUGCGGCUUUCUUGUGGUGCAGUUCAGAGUGUGGGGCUAACUUACAGCAGGCUUACUGUAUAUCGACAGAGUUCCUGCUUUAAAAUUUGAUGAAAAAACAGGAACCAGGAGAGCUCGCAGGGAACCUCCCCGGACUCAAACAGAAGCAGACUGUGCCGCUGUGGUUUCCAGCGUGUGUGUAAGGCCUCUGCUUUGAGUCUCUGGAACGAGGAGCUAGGUUUUUCUCCAGUGAAGCAGAUCAAGUUAGAUGUUGAAUUAUAGCUGAUGGUAGUUGUAGCCUGUGAUGUGUCCUCUUGUUUUUGCAGGCCUGUCUUCCUGUGUGGAGGCCACCUGGUCACAGAUUCAGGCAUUGUGGCGAGUGAAGGGUUCCCCAGUCCCUACAAACCCAACAGUAAAUGCAUCUGGUACAUCACUGUGAGUCUUUUAAAUAAACAACUUAAUCUGUGUGGUCAAUCUCACUAACAAGAUUUAUCCAACAAUGUGAACGCAAACUGAUUUUCAUUGUCCCGACAUGUGAGUGAAAGGCCCGACAGUCCCUGCUCUUGCAUCGUAAACACACACGGGUGAUAUUUAGCUUGAUUAGAGCUUCCAACCUCCUCUCAGGACUCUGAGGGGGUGUCAAAGUACAUGUUAGGGUGGACAAGCUACAACUUUAUCAUCAUUAUUAGCAUCUAAAGUUCAAUGACCCUGCGUUUUUUGAAAAAUAAGCUUUCCAUUCCAGGUUCCAGAGGGUCAUGUGGUCAUGCUGUCAUUCCGCCUCUUCGACAUGGAGGCCGACCCCACCUGUCGCUAUGACUACCUGGACGUUUACAACGGUCACUCCCGCUUGGUGCAGAAGCUGGGACGUUUCUGCGGGACGUUCAGGCCCGGUGCUCUUAUCUCCACCUCCAACACCAUGAUGUUGGAGAUGGUGUCUGAUGAGGCAACAGGGGGAAGAGGAUUUCUGGCUGCUUUCAACGCAGGGAAACCACAUAUGGAAGGUAUGGAAACCCAAAGACAAAUACUGUAGACAAGAAAAUAGUGCUUACAAAUUUCUGUAAUUAGUCAGCUUUCUAGGCGACAUCCAACAAAAGUCCAAAAUUUCCAAAAACGUUGUUACUUUUGGAAGUUUUUUCUCUGUUUUUGAUCCCACAGAGGAGCAGUUCUGUGGAGGAAAGCUCACCAAAUCACAGGGUUCUGUCAAGACGCCAAACUGGCCCAACACUAACUACCCAGCAGGCAUCAGCUGCUCCUGGCACAUCUCUGUAGAACCAAGCAAUGUAAGCCAACUGUAUACAGUAUGCCAUUUGUGAGACCCUAACCGUAACUCUAGCUCUAACCCUAACUCAAAAAUUUGAACAUAAGGUUUCUAGACUUUCUAGAGUCAGGCAGAAGUUUGAAAACCAUCAACAUGAUUUUUUUCUAUUUUUAAGCCCAGUUUAAGGAGUCUAGUCCAGCUCAAUACGUCGACAAAGAGCAGCAAGGUGUACUGAACCAUUAACCGAGGGGCCCAUCAUAAGGAAAUGCUUCCACUCACAUCCCUAAAAAUGAGAUGUGUGUAAAGCAUGUGUGUGUUUGUAAAAAUGAUGGUGGCCAUGUGACAAAAUUCAAAUGAAAGACUUCAUUGAGCUCCUGGAGGUGUGUCCAUGUGUGCCAAGAGAUUGAAGGUUGGGAAAGAGGGAAGGGAGAGAGUAAAUGCCCCUCUGUAUUUAAGAGGUCUGGGCCCAUCCUCCUCCACCAACACCACCACCACUUUCACCGUGUCUGCUCUGGAUUCAUAAGGAAUACGCCGUUCACACCCAUCAGUGUUUACGUCGACCUUUUUACUUCCUCAGGUGAUCGAGGUCAAGUUUGAGAAGCUGGACUUGGAGCCUGACACGUAUUGCCGCUACGAUUAUGUGGCGCUGUUUAAUGGAGGAGAAAAGGACAACUCACGGCGGAUUGGGAAAUUCUGUGGUGACAGGGUACCCGGGUAUGAUUUCUAUUUAUAGGAAAAACUGUGUCCAAUAGUUGCAUCUUUGACACUCUGUUUCCCCUUUACUUCUACAUGUUUCUUUACCUUUUUAUAGGACUAUUGUGACGAAUGGCAAUGAGCUCCUCGUCCAAUUCGUCUCAGACCUCAGCGUAACCUCAGACGGCUUCAUGGCCCACUACGCCAGCGUGCCCCGUGGAUCUCCUCGUGGAAUGCCCACCGAGGGAGGAGACUUCAUCUAUGGACCUCAGACCACCUCAAUACCAGUAAAAAUCCUGCCAAAGCCUAAAAAACCAACCAAACCAACACCCACUGCUAAACCUACCCUUCAGCCAAAACCCACCCCAAAACCAACCAAAAGACCACUGGUGAAGAAACCCCUAAAACCCCCGCCUAAAAAACCCAUCACUAAGCCUAUUGUGAAGCCCACGCCAAAACCCAGACCAACCAAGCCAGCCAAGCCAGCCAAACCAACCAAACCAACUAAACCCGCCAAACCCACUAAACCCACCAAACCCGCCAAACCCACUAAACCCACCAAACCAACCAAACCCACACCUACAGCCCCUGCGAAAAAGCCCACAGCCAAACCCAGAUUUAAGGUCUUUAAACCAACGAUGAAACCAAGCACCAGGACUAAAACUACACGUAAGCCCAUACUGAUCAAGCCCACUUUGAAACCCAGAGUCAAGCCAGUAAAGCCAACAUCCAAGAGUGUAGUGAAACCAACACCCAAACCAAAGAUUAAGCCUAAAGCAACACCUAAACCCGGAGUAAGCAAGACAGUGACGAAGAAGCCUGUGGUGAGCAAGAAACGUGAGUGAAAACACUUCAUCCAAUCCACUUAUUUUUCAUGUAUGUUAACUACAAAUCCAAAUCAAAGUAGAGAGUUAAAGUGCCUCUCAUGUGUUUGUGUUUGGUGUUGCCUUAGCCAUACCACUGAACCCACUGUGUACACAACCCUGUAAGAGGACGGGAACUCUCCAAUCCAGCUUUUGCCCUCAGGACUUCGGUGAGCCACAUCAGCAGCUGUGAAGUCUUGACAAACCCUGUCUUGAACUUUUCACAUCUCUACUUCUCCAAAGUGUCCACUGUUUCACCAGUUUAGAUUUGUUUGUUAUUUGGUCUCACACCUUUCAGAACACCAUGAGCAUUUCCAGAAGUUUCAGGUCCAGUAACUGCUCUGUUUGAUCAAACCAGCCUUCACCACUUUCAACAGUAAGCCAAAAGUGAAAACUUUGACCAUAAUAUUCUUCUCUUUCAGUGAUGACGGGUAAAGUUACAUCUGUUACUGCUGGUCCCGGGGGCUCAGCAACAAUUGACGUAUUCAUAAUCAAAGCCUACAAGCCAGGACGCCUGAACAUCACGAAAUCUGGGCCGGUUAUGUCAGUCACGUUGAAUUCCACCUGCAAGAGAUGCCCUGGACUACUCAAAGGUAAAAUACAACUAUCUGUAUUUAGUACCUUUAUCUACGUAUACAUGAUGCAAAUCCAGUCAACUGUUGGACCGUCCUCCAAGAGUCCAAAACAUCAACUGUAAAGUUCUUAAAUUUGCCAUAAAAUGUGUUUCAGUUUUGUUAAAUACAAGAAUAGAAUAAGCACUGACUUUCUUUGUAUGCAGACGAUGUGAUUUUCUAUCUUACAUAUCCCCCAUUUACAGAUCAUUCCAUAAAGCUGUACUUUUUAUGUUCCUCUUGAAAAUAAUUGUUGUACCAAAGCACAGACUGGAGCACACAAUAGCAUGACACCAAUUUAGCUAACAGGGUUUAUUGAAGAUCAGGUGAAGGUUGGUACAGUCAAGUCAGGGAGAGGUAUCAAAAACGUGAGGCAAAAGGCAAGAUCCGAAAAGGCAGGAAAAGGUAAUACACGGCUUGGCAAUAACUAUGAAUAUAUGCUGGACUGAGUCAAGCACAUGCAAAUAUUCAUAGUAUUCAAGUACUGUAUUUAAGGCAUGUGUAUAUCAACUAUCUAUCCAUCUAUCUAUCUAUGAAGUGCAACGAACUGGCGAAGAGACUGUAGGUAGAAUACAAAGGAUAAUGAGGGUGAUGGGAAUCAGGUGGGGAGACACAAUCAGGUGGCAGGUGUGACAAGACUGGGGCAGGGCAGACCAGACAGGAACAACGAUAGAGGACAGGAACAAGGGUUAUUGAUUUACAAAAUAAAACAGGAAAUGCACGACAUGAAACAAAACAUGAAUGUGCAGAAAUAAAGGAAACUUAACCAAAAUGAAUGUACUGAAAAAGAGAAACUUGACGGUAUAAUUUCGGUACCUACUAUAACAUUUUCUAACUGAUGGAAAUUUAUCAACUUCAUAUCGAAUUCAGCUAACACUGCGUCUCUUAUCUGGUCUCUUAUCCAGGCAAGAACUACGUGUUGAUGGGAAAAGUCGAUGCGCAGGGCAACGGUCAGCUCACCCCAUCCAGCUUCACGCUCCUUUACAAGCCAAUCCACGCCAAAGCACUGGUCAACCUCUCCAAAAAAGGAUGCUGA
Messenger RNA from Xyrichtys novacula (pearly razorfish), 6261 nucleotides. NCBI's taxonomy places the organism in Eukaryota, Metazoa, Chordata, Actinopteri, Labriformes, Labridae. The record is from the annotation of a GenBank genome assembly.